Nilaparvata lugens (brown planthopper) is the source of this 2497-nucleotide messenger RNA. RefSeq names its product transmembrane protein 241-like. Bases 260 to 1201 code for a protein of 313 amino acids. The transcript has 6 exons. Lineage: Eukaryota; Metazoa; Arthropoda; Insecta; Hemiptera; Delphacidae. The record is from RefSeq and is a predicted model, not a curated record.
UCUGCAGCAUUUUGGUUUGUCGAAAUAUAGGUUAUGUUUAUGUUGAUAUUAAAAUUGAAAUUUUAUGAAAGUCAAUCUUUUAUUUAAGAGAAAUGUGAUAACUAACUUAUAAUCAAACAACGAUGAAUAGUUGAUGAUGAUAUACUUUCAGUAUAUCUCACAAUCAAAAUAGAGCAAUUUUAUAAGAGUAGAGCUACUUAAUAAUCUGAUCCCAACAAUCCACGUUAUGUAAACAAAACCUUCAAGGUGUCUGUUGAAUAUGAAAUAUCUUGUUGAUAUAUUUUCCACAGUUUUUAAUUUCAAUGGAGCAUCAUAUUGUAUCUUGUUUACCAUUACUCUCUGCAUCAAUAAGCACAUUCUAUCCUCCUUCAACUUCACCUAUCCAACAGUGCUUCAAGGAUGGCAAACUGCUACAACUACACUUAUAAUGUUUCUGCUAAAAUCAGUUGAUAGAGAAAAGUACAAGGAAUCAGUGCACGCUCCUGGUUUCACCAUAUUUGCUCCUCAUCUUGUUUUCCAUGUGCUGCAACUUGUAACCGGAUCCAAAGCACUUUCUCUGCUUCCUGUUCCAGUAUUUCUAUGUGGUGUCAAUACAUCAGAAGCAAUAAUCAAUUUAGUAUUAAAGUCGGAUAAUAGAUUCAUAAAUUUAAUAGGAGCCUCAGUAAUUCUUACAUCUGGGAUCGUUCUACUUUGGAAAUACUAUGAGUUGACAAAAGUGGGCGCUUGCGUUUGGUUUGUGGCCUACAUAGUUGUGUUCACAGCCGAUUCUCUGUACUGUGGCCUAGUCGACAUGAAAGUCAACCGACUCAGUCGGCUGUUCUACAUCAAUCUUUUCAGUGCCAUCACUCUAUUUCCGUUGAGCGUGGUCUCCGAGGAAAUCUACGAGGCAGUGGAGUUUGGCUGGACCAAGGGUGCUCUGUUCUCCAUGUGUUUUGUGACCAGCGGUGUAUGCACUGGCAUCACACAGCUGCUUGCAUUACAGUUACAGUUGCAGUCUGCAGGAGGAAGUAGACGCGCGUCUACAGCCGCUCUUUUGUUGUCUGCUUGCUGUGCGCAUGCGCUGUUCGUUGAGCGCACCUUCGCCUCUCCGCUCUUCCAUCUGGUGUUCGUCAACUUGGCCUCCAAUCUGCUGCUAUUUAGCCCCGCCCCCGAUCAUUCGGUCUUCGGAGAGUACACCAAACUCGAGUUGGAACUCGUUUGAAACUAUAGUACAAACUCUAAAGUCUGGUUUUCACUUGUAGAGUUAGUGGUCGAGCUUCUGGCAUACUAACUCUACCGAGCUAACUCAACUCUUCUUACUUGGUCGAGCAACUGUUUCCACUACAAUUGAGAAUAGUAGGUGAACUGUGUUGUCUAGUGAACAGAACUAACCUUAAAAUGUCAAUACAAAACAUUCAUUAUUGCCGUUCAGUCACACCAGUUUUACAAAAAGCAUUGAAAUAUGCUUAAACUGAUAGUUUUUAAACAUUAUUGAUAUGUUCUUAAACUUAAUAGCCUAUGGCACGACUCUACUCUACUAGUUCGAGACUGUUUUGAUUAGCAUAGUAGUGGUAGAGUAGAGUGAGAAGAGAAGCGGUGGUGGGGGAAGGCAAGUGGUAGAGUACUAUCCCUCUCUACUCUACUAAAAACUAGUACUCUACCAACAACGUUUACAUUGGGAGAGUUUUCAAGAUAGUAGUCGUCUUAUCAAAAAUACCUUAUUCAUGUGUUCAACAAUACAAAAUCCAUUUCACGUUCUAUAGUGAGGUCCACGUUAUAAUGGCAAUGGAGAAAGAUAGGAGAACAACGUUGCCGAACCUGUCUUGUCAAUAGACCUUAGCUGAUACAGGUUUAUUAAUGUAGUCUAAUAUUAACUGUUCAUUUUCGUUUAGAAUGAUCAAUUAUAUUCUAUUAAGCAUUAAAUUAUAUUUUAGAAUAAUUUCAUAAUGAAUUUUUAUAAUUAAGAUGCAAUAUUUUGUUAAUCAAUGAUUAAUUCUACAUUGUUAAAAGACGGGUUGGCAACAGAGCAAAGAAAGAAAGGGAUCAGCUUUGUUGAAUGAUAGACAAGGAUAGCAUACAAUUAUUGCCAUUAUAACGUGGACCUCACUAUAGCGUUGAAGAUAAUUACCAGUAAGAAUAGAAUUCAAUGAUGAAUCAUCAUAUCAAUCUACAAACUGAAGAGUUUUACAAUAAUUUCGAUCAAAGAAAUGUGAUGAAAUAUGCGAAAGUUGAGGUAUUUCUGUAAUGUUUUCACAUGAAACGGUGAAGUUUGGACCUUGAGUUGUCCAUUCUCAAAAAGGGUAUCGAGGAUUUUUACACUUGACUGUAGAGGAAAACAGUGUUGCCGAUUCUCCGCCUUGCCACUGCCUUACAUACCGGUAUAUCCGCACUGAUACUUCCAUAGCUGAUACUGGUAUAUCUAAAGUGAUAUCAACUAUUCAUUCUUGUUUAUAAUAAUCACUUAUAUUUUAUUCGUCAAGAAAAUAUAUUUUUUAAAUAAUAAAUUUGUAUAAUUAAG